Molecule: messenger RNA, 917 nt
Organism: Mixia osmundae IAM 14324
Lineage: Eukaryota; Fungi; Basidiomycota; Mixiomycetes; Mixiales; Mixiaceae
Exons: 1
Coding region: 151-423 (90 amino acids)
Source: RefSeq, a predicted model, not a curated record
CAUGGAUCAAUCUUGAGCACGCCUGUGCCAUCGGGCACUGCGGAGGUUGCUUCUGGGAGUGGUGCGACCGCCAUAGCUUCGCCCACCUCUGCAGCUUGAUGUGGCGGCACUUGCUCGAGCUCAACGCGAGGGCGUCAUGCUAAGCCCCACAUGCCCCGCAGAGAUAUCAACCUGACAAAAUUUCUGCUUCGCUCAAUCCUUCGGGAUUUGCGGCAGACUCGUCCCUUACCCGUGUUGCACGAUGGCCAAGAUUACAUAGGCACUGAGUGUGUCAGGACGACGUCGAGAAAGAUUCGAUACCUCUGCGAUCAUCUAAGCGCCCUUUGGGUCCUGAUCAGCUCGGAUCUCUCAAAGCAGAGCAUCAACCUUGCAAGUAGCUUUUGCAGGCUCUUGACAGGCACGAGUAUCAGCCCGGGUCGGUAGAUCGUACAUACAAUGCAUCAAUGACAGCAGUCAUCUGGGAUUUUUGCCUUUUUCUGCGUACAUGAGUCUAGCGAGGAGCGAGUCCAUCAUUGGGUUCUAGUGCUUCUGCGAGACUUCUCACGAGACUGCCCAGAAGCACAUCGUGACUGCGAGCUUCCUUGCCGAAGAUCUCGGCGUCCUGUCGCUUUCAUGUGAGCCUCUCAGACGAAAUUGAGAAAGAGGGGCAUACCAGUGAAGUGUCACUUAACUGGCUGCAGCAAGGACGCAGAUGCUCGCUUGUCUCUCGCCGCAGCUGGUUGAUGUCGAUGUUGUUCGUCAUACGCACAACCGGCCGAUAUUCUGUACUUAGAGUUGCAGCAUUCGGCCGUCCGGAUGCGCCCAGGAGCUGAUGUCGGUGCUCUUCUGUAUAGAAGUUGAGAUGGCGCCAGAUCAGCAGCAAAGAAGUCUCGACCGCGGCUGCGAUACGAGUGUCAGAAUCGGAAAGCUUUGUCGGU